CUUUGCAUAAUUUUCCAUCACUACAGCUCCUCUGACUUUUACGCUCCAGUCUCCUUAAAUCUCUACAAAUCAGCUUUGCAAUCAUCAUGUCUGACACCCAGAAGGCUAUGGCCCUCCUCAUUGCCACCUUCGAUAAAUACGCCGGCAAGGAGGGGGACAAGAACACCCUGACUAAGGGAGAGCUGAAAGAGCUGCUUCAGAGUGAAUUUGGGGAUAUGCUGGGGAAAGCCUCUGACAAGAAGGCUCUGGACAGCCUCUUCAAGGGCCUGGACGCAAACCAGGACAACAGUGUGGACUUCAACGAGUUUACCAACUUGGUCAGCUGCAUCACCGUAAUGUGCCACGACCACUUCUCCAAAAAAUAAGGAUCCAAGCGUCACCUUGGGGCCAGCAUAGAGAGCUGCCUUCCUGUGAAAGAGAUCCCAUGACAGCUGUUCUGAUAAGGAGUAAACAUUAACUCCAAUUAACUAAAUUACCAUAAAGGCACAAAACAUUAUAUUGUAACGCACAAUGAAAUAAACUUCUUACUUUGAAA
Molecule: messenger RNA, 535 nt
Organism: Anarrhichthys ocellatus (wolf-eel)
Lineage: Eukaryota; Metazoa; Chordata; Actinopteri; Perciformes; Anarhichadidae
Product: ictacalcin-like
Exons: 3
Coding region: 87-365 (92 amino acids)
Cellular component (GO): cytoplasm
Molecular function (GO): transition metal ion binding; calcium ion binding; calcium-dependent protein binding
Source: RefSeq, a predicted model, not a curated record